Messenger RNA from Mizuhopecten yessoensis (Yesso scallop), 10345 nucleotides. RefSeq names its product pleckstrin homology domain-containing family M member 2-like. The transcript is spliced from 16 exons. The coding region runs from base 84 to 3182 and encodes 1032 amino acids. Gene Ontology annotation, molecular function: kinesin binding. NCBI's taxonomy places the organism in Eukaryota, Metazoa, Mollusca, Bivalvia, Pectinida, Pectinidae. Gene Ontology annotation, cellular component: endosome membrane. The record is from RefSeq and is a predicted model, not a curated record. Gene Ontology annotation, biological process: regulation of protein localization; lysosome localization; Golgi organization.
UCAGAAGGCGGAAGUGUCUGUUCUCAGCUGACAGGAAAGUCAUCUUUUGGCAAAAACAAUGUGAAAAACUGUUUUUAAUCGUGAUGGCUUCUGCACCGGAACGUCUCCGGUUAAAGGACAGAAUCGUAGCAAGUGUUGCCACGUCAGUCAAGUCGAUCCAGGAAUACCAGGUUGCAUGUGGCUGUGGAGAUGACCCAGUCACUCUCACCAAUACUGACCGCCCCUGUCAGCGACUUACAGAGAAUUUUGACCAUGUCUUCCUUCAUGGUCUGAGACACAUAAACUAUGGCUACUGGAAAGUUGUGAAGGAGUUCACCAGGAAGGAUGCUGUCAAGGAGAUCUGUCGUCUACGCAACAUCACAACAGACCUGGGGCGAGGGAGGGCAUGGUUGAUGAUGACCUUGAAUGAAUGUGUCCUUGAAAGUUACAUCCGUUGUUACCUUGACAACAAGAAGCUUGUGAAGAAACAUUAUGUGCGCGAAGCAUUUGUCCUUGAUGAACAGAGGAUGAACGUUCUACUGACCCUGACAUCAGGACUGGAGUACGCCAUUUUCCAUCUAGACUAUGAUGUGCCCUACCUUGAUCUUGGCACCUACCCACCAGGCAGUCGGUCAAGGACGAGUUCAGCUAACUCUGCUCUUCAGGACGAUGACCAUGCCUCAUUAUGCAGUAUGGACAGUAUCACCUCGACCAGGGGCCGUAAUAUGUCGUUCACUGCUGCUGUGGAAUAUACCGGUAAAAGUUGUAACGCUAUUGACACACAAAGUCAGAACAGUGAAGAUACAGGUCAGUCUAAAGGCGGGUCUGUGGACUCUGGGAUAUUGGUGAGUGAUCGCGAUAAUCAUGUGGACUACAAAAGGUCAAGUUUUCCAAGAGGUCACGAUCGCGAACUUUCAUUGGAGGAACAGGAAGAGGAGUUUAAAGUCAUUCGUGUGUCAUCAAGUAGAAAAAAGAAAAAGUCAGUGAAAAAAGGUCACGCUAAAGUUCACCGAGAGGAAGUACUUCAGGAGGAUGUGUCUGUUCUAGCGUGUCCCGACACUAUCCAACACCAGAACUCGUGCUUGUCACAGGAACCAAGCUUGUCAGAUAUUUUAGAUUUUGACGAUAGAGAUUAUAGUGAACUCCCCGAUCGUUCCCCAGGGGACGGUAUGGAGAGCAGUCAGGAAUCCUUAAAUGCCAACCUCCUACAUCGAGGUAAUGACAAAACUAAGGUCAUGGAAAACUAUAACAUUGCAUUUGUAGACAUGAGUAAAGAGGAUUUGGACUAUAAUAUAUACAAACACACGCCUAUACAGAACUCACAGUCCGACUACUUUAAUGUGUAUAAAGAUUCUCAAAACACACAUAGUGAAUCCAUCGAACACGAGGCAUUAGAUUUAGCUGCAACUUCGAAAUCCGGUGAAAGUAUAAGUGCAGUUGUUUCCUCUGUUAACGAUUUGCCUGUGAAAAACGAUAUUGGUGAGGAGAAAGGUAAAACUGUAGCCAGUAAAAGCGAACUGGGGGUUAUUGAUGAAAAAUGUUCACAACCACUGGAAGGAACCUCACAAGCCUGUGAUAAUACAGAUGGAACUGAAGAUGUUAGUGUUAAUGUUGAUAACACCAGUGAUGUAGAUUUGAAUGAACACAUCGACAAAACCCCAGAAAUACUGACUUGUGGUAAUGUAACUACAUCUUCUCCUGACAAAACAGACAUUGUAGGGAAAAGUGCAAUAAAUUCAUCAUCAUCCAAUCAGAAAUCAGCAACAUCAGAGAUGCAGGAUCGUGUGAACGACAUGAUUAACCAGACGAAUACUCACCUCGGCCGUCACAUGUUUGAGGAGGAGCCGGAAGACACUGACAUUGAGAAUGGGAAUGUGCUGGAGGAGGAGGAGAAGACUGUGGCCGGGGAAGUCAGAUUGAACAACAACACAAAGCUAUACCUGAUGUUGGACGUGUUUGAUGAUACAGACGAAGAGUUUAUCAAGGCGUUUGCUUCACGGACUGGUCACACGGAGGGAGAGGCCAAGACUGUAUUUCUGUUGGUAACUAACCGAGCCCUUCACCUGCUGUCUCAGGCUCAGAGUGACCAUCGCUUCGUCAAGGACUCAUCCAUUCCGUAUCAACAACUUGACUACAUAUCUCUUAGCCUGUCAGACCAGGUGAUCCAGAUUGUGUGUCUGAACCGAAGAAAACAGUUCUGGAUCACGACCGGGAGCCAACUUGUUACCAGGUCGAUUGUGGGGUGCCUCAGCCAGGCCAUUGACAAGGGUGGUUUUGACAUACCAAAGAUCUCUGUGUUGACCGAUGCCACAACUCAAAAGAUAGCCCUGAGGAAGUAUGCCGCCCAGGAAUGCAAGUGUGAGACAUCUGCUGUUGAAAUUUGCUGUUACUCACUGGUCCACUGGGAUGACCCGACAGCUAAGGGGGAUAACUCUGACAGUACUUACAAAGAGGGUCACCUUCUGUAUAAGAUGAACGAGGUAGGGGCAUCACUAGGCAGCACACUCCUUAGUACCGUCCAGGAUCCCGCUGCCCUCAUCUAUGGAACAUCAUGGAAACCAGCCUACGUAGUCCUCAAAGAUGGUAUGCUGUGUGUGUAUAGCAGUAAGGCGGUCAGUAAGCCUCUUCAUUUUGUCCAGCUCGGAGGAGAUGACUGUAUAGGGUGUCGCCACGCCUCGAACACUGACCGUGAUCACUGUAUCCAAGUCAUCAUGGCUUCUGGCACAACAUGGCACAUUGCCUUAGCAACAGACGUUGAGGCUAAUCAGUGGCUACAAAGUCUGUGUCGCGCUGUAGCUCAAGGGCUUGAGAAGACUCCACUGACAGUGAAUUGUCUCCCGUGCUGCCUUGUACUUACUCCGCAGAAAUUAUUGAUGUGUCACGAGGAUGUCCAGACUAGUUUCUUCAGGACGCUAGGGAGUGCUAACUUACUGGACAUCACCAACGUACUGACCGACCCAGCGGUCAGCAACUACUGUGUCUUGGAGUUUGAGUCACAUGAUCAAGGUGUUAGUGCUGACCAAUGGGUGCUGUAUUUUAAUGAUGGCUCAGAAACUCAACGCUUCAUGCAGGCUCUGUCUUCAGCAUGGUCAAUUCACUACAAGGUUGGGGUGCCGGACAUGACCAUCACAGAUGUAUCACUUCAGAAAAAUUGUCGGGACAUGGUCACCAGACUAGGUUCAUCUCUAGAGGUCAGACAGUGACCUUGACCUCGAAAGGUUAAACAGUGACAUUGGCCUUCAUAUGUUUUCUGGAAGGAUAGAACAGCAGAAGGAUUGUUGAGUUAUCUGCCUAACAGUUGUGUUCUAGAUAAAUAACCUUAUUUAAAAGUUUAACCUAUAAUCUACCGCUCAUAUAAUGUAUCUGCAUAAUUUGUAAGUGUUCAGGUUUAACUCAUUCACCCCUGAAGACACAUUUGAACUCUUCUUAUUUAAAGGUUGGAAUAGUUCAUUAUGAAACUUCAGGGGUAAAUGAGUAAAGGUUAAACCAAUUUUUUUAUUUUAUUUUUUUGAGAUUUGACUUAGUCCUGUAACAAAAUUUGUGCAAUAUAUCUAACUAAUGGUUGUACUUUUUCCCAAGGUUUACACAACAGAGGAUAAAUAUGUGUAUUGUUGGUGCAUAAUUCUACCUAUGACCAGCCAUUGUGGCCUGGCUGAUCAAAGAGGAAUAAACAUGUACUUGAUUUAUACCAAACCCUGUACCCUGAAUAUACAAAAGAGCAUCGUCAUCUGUAAAAUUUGUUUUAUCGAUGAGAUUGGCUGUUACAUGCUGUCAGAUAUAUUAUUCUGCUUUCUCUGUUAUUUUAUUUUUUCCAGUGCCAAAAAGCUUUCUUGUGAUUUAUAUUUGUAGUUUUACUUCGGUUAUGACGUUACGGAUUGGUUUAAAUGACAUUUUAGUGAUCAUGUGUUUUAAAUCUUUUUUAUAAAUAGUUGUGUGAGAGUUUAAAAUUUGUAUAAUCUGCUAGCUUUUUGGAAUUUGAAAUGCUUUUUUUCAUUUCAAAGAGGAAGUUAGUUAAAAUAUGGCGUGGUUAAGUAUUGUCCCUCCAUUUGUCAUCUUUUCUCUAUUUACCGGUACAUUUCAUAUCUUCCGUUUAUAGGUGAUCAACACAUAAAAUGCUCUGUCUUUAAAAGCAGGAUAGUGGAAUUCUUUUCUUUAACGAAAUCUGAGCAUGCUUUUGUAGUGACUCUUUGUUAGUAUCUAUAAAAAUCAUGAAUUCAAUUACCAAUAGUGCAAUCUAUAUAUAUAAAAUAGUAAUUUUCUACAUAAAAGUAUCCAGAAAGUGAUUUUUUCUGAAUUCUGUAUUCAAAAUGUCUUCACGAAUACCAAGUUGAAUGUUCAUAUAUGUAUUAUAAUGUUGAUCUAUACAUAUGCAGAAAAACAUAGCUGGUUCAAGGUUGAUAAAUAGUGGGCUAUAUUUGACGGCAACCUGCAUGUAAUGAUAACACUGAUGUUUUUAGAUUUGUAGGUAAAUGGAACUCAGGGGUGUACAAUUAAGUAGACCAAAGCUUAGAUCUAGUAGAUUUUAUGUCAGGCCCAGUUGAAAUUUUCAAAAUUUACAUUUAUGAAUCCACAGGUUUGGCUUGUAUAUACAUGUACCAGAAAAAGUAGUCAAAAAAGUGAUACUUUUCUGUGGCAUUUACGGUAAAAACAUUCAAUACAUUUAUAAGUGGAUAUUUGACAGUCGGGUAUAUCGAAGAAUCUCGCUCCAUAAUUUCUCUGCAAACAAAGGUUUGCAGCAUAGCAAUAUUGAUCUUGUUGUCUGUUCAUGAAGAGUUCACAAUGAUAAAUUCAAAAUAUGAUUUUUGUUUUAAAGAAAGUAAUGAAAGUAAUAAGUUUUAAAGCAGUAUCGUAAUUAUCCUUAGUUAAGCCCAGGGAACCAACACGUAACCCCUUCACCAAUGAAUCCCUGUAAACAGUGAUUCAAAAGGCUUCCUCCUGACGGCAAAUCCCUGUAUACAGUGAUUCAAAAGGUUUCCUCCUGCCGGCAAAUCCCUGUAUACAGGGAUUUUUGAGGGGGCUGAAUUCCUGUUAUAAAUAAACCCUAGUUACAUACAAUAUCUUCACAAUACGCUGAUAUAAGUUUGCAUAACUGAUGAUAUCCAUAAAAUAUUAAAAUAAAUUUAGUUAAUAUAAGACAUUUUGAACUUUUACAUUCUAUAUAUUAUAUAUUUUAAAAAGUGAUUUUGUGGGGGAAUAGGUCGGUGAAAAGGUUAAUAUCUGACUCAACAUAGAGGAAUGAGAUUAUUACAGAGAAGUGAUCCAGCCUUUGCUGGCAUUAAUACUGUAAUAGAUAUGGGAGGGAUUAUCACCAGGCGUGGGCUUAUUAUCCGAUAAAUGAUGUAAUGUAUUUCAGAUCAUUGUUCACUUUAUGUGAAAAAAUUAAGUUCAUGUGCCUAUUACUAUGUUGACAGAUUGAAAUAGUUUGAAUAAUUUUAAAUCUGAAAAUUGUUUUUUGUUAACUUUAUUUUCAAAUCGAGGAUUUAGUUUAUUGUGAUAUGAUCUUUGUUGAGAUAAUUUUUUGAUAGCUCCCUUGGACAUGGAUUACUUAAAGCUCUAGCGGAGUUCCUUGUCAUCUGUAACUGUUUUUGAUUAAUGUUUAUGAUAUACGUUAAUUUAUGUCAUGUGGUGAUCCUAAUUUAAUUUUUAGAAGUGUUGAAAACACGACUUAAAGUUGAGAUUUCAAAAUGCUAUGAUGUCUUUGUAUUUUAUUGAAUUGUACUUUUAAUUUCUUGUCUUUUGAAGGCGAAUUUUGUUUCCUAUCAUCUACAGAUGUAUUGACGCAUACAACAAACAGUUUCUGAGGAAGGUUUCCCUCAAAGUAUAAUCAUUGUAUUAUUGAAUCCAUUCCAGUUGUAUAUUUUAGAUUGGUGUACAUAAAAUGCUUUAAAACUUCCAAUAUUUUAUAUGAAGCUAAGACAAACCCCCAUGACUGUUACAGAUAUACCCCGGUAGCCAUUCUCCCUUGCCAUUUCACUUUAAAUAAGCUUUGUAUGAUCUUACAGUUCUGUACAUAUCAAUUGACUCUACGCAUUGAGUCAAGGUAAAACCUGUUAUCCUUUCAUUUGGUAGUAGACCUGUCCUUUACCACACAAAGAAACUGCAUGGCACUUGUAACCUUACAGCCAGUCAGAAUGGGAUUUUGCGGCAUACAGAUAUGCGAUUUGAUUGUUUAUGAUCAUCUGUCUGUUGCAGUGUUAUAUUUCCCCGUUACAUGUUAUUUAGCCAUCAUAAAUACCAAACAACAAGAAAGGCAACAAACAACUAAAACAAUUAGUGGACACUCAUCUUCGACUAAAAUCUUUACUAAAGCUAAAGAGUAGUUUUAUUAGUACACAAGUGACUGAUAGUCCAUCACAUAAACCAAUGUUCAAAUUACUGUGAUAUUACUUCUCUGGUCUCCUAGUAAAUGAACUGAUCUUUAUUACAUAUACCAGGCAAUUGUGAUUACAUGAUGGUCAAUUAUUGUUUUCAUCUGAGGACAAUGGUCUGAUAAAUUGACUGAUAUUUAUGUGUAUCCAUAUUUUACUCCAUUAAGGAUAAAAAUAAAAUAAAAUGCUAAGCUCUGUAUACUACUUGUUACAAAUAAAUGUAUUUUAAAAUUGCAUUUCUAAAAUCACAUACUUUGUACCUACAGUAUAUAUUUAUAUAUAAUGUACUCUUACCAUUCUAAAGGACUAUGUUUUAUCAAUUUCUUAAUUACAUAAAUGACACUGUCAUUUUGAAUCAUUGACAUUUUCAUAAAUGAUAUAAUCAUCAAUUUCUAUAGGGAGUUCAACCACUUUCCUGCUGUAUACAGGCAUUAUUUGUCUUUUAAAUUUAUAUUAUCCUUUAAAAUCAUACAAAGACAAAUAUUGCUUGCAAAUCUUUUUCACAGAGUUUAAACAUUUUAAAAUUGAUUUGAGUAAUAUUGCAGAAACACAGUUACAACCCGAAUAUCAUGACUGGUAGCACAGUGGAUAGGCUCCCUGCUUUGUUAUCAAGACAGAUGUUUUCCUGAUUGUUUUUCUACAUUCUCAAUAUAUUUGUAUAUAACCUUUCAUACAGUAAAUGAGCAAGUAACUCCAAGUCAGAAAAAUGCCAAACAAAAUGGAACUCUUCUUCAUUGAAGAUGCAACACAGAACACUGGGACUCUCUACCUUAAGUUCUUUUUGUUUUCUGCUUCAGUACCUCCAUUAUAUGAGUUAGCCAGAUUCACUUUAUUUUCAAAAGAAGUGAAACCUCUGGCACUAAAUAUUGUUAAUUCAAGUUUAUAUAUAAAUAAGAACUUCAUUUAUUUUACAACAAUUAUGAAACAAGUUUUCCAACUUACAUUAAUCACACGUGUUGACCAGAUGAAAGUACGCAGAAGAUCUUAGUUAAAAAUCCAGUGCACACAUGCCCUAUUUAUUGAUAACAGGAGCUAGGAUAUUUUAAGAAAUAUUUUUGAAUAUAAAUAUUGAUGUAGUAAGAUUGCUGUGUUGGUACACUUAUAAAAUCAAUGUGAUAUCACUGUGUAUUAAUUGUUAUUGCAUGACCACCACCUUAUUGACUGUUACCAUAGAGAUCUUCAGCAUUCAUUUAUUCUGUGUUUCAUGAAUUUAAAAACGUUACUUUGUCACCUUUGUUUCUGAAAUUUCAGUAAUAUUGUGACAUUUUUGGUUUCCCUCUGCAUUUUGUAACUGUGAUUAAGAAGGUUUUGAAUUUGCUAAAGGAAUAUAAUCCUAAACUAACAUGGAAAUAUAUCUGUGAUACAUGUAAUUUACAUGUGACAUAACACAUUCCUUCUAUAGGUGCUGUAGUAUAGGUUUGUAUCCAGUAGAACGUACCAGGCUCAUCUAUCAUACUAAACCUUCCCAGCUCUUGAGAGUGUAAAUCAUACCAAUUUUCUUAGCGUUCUAGCUCUCUCAUUCUUCUCAUAACAUUAUACUGUUAUUUUCUAGCUUGUAUAAAAGGUUUGUUAUUUUACUUUUAUUUAUAUUUGUCACUGUUUAAUUUAGCCAGAUAAGAUAAGAUAAAUGUUAUCUAGAGUCGGUUGGCAUUUAGAAAAAUAUAGAGCUUUUGACCGACAUUAAAUAGAGCUUUUGACCGCCAGUCGACACAAGUUUUCUGCGUCUUAAAAGUACAUUAGUGAUCUACUGCAAGUAUAUAUAUUUGAAAAAUUACAUGCUUUUCAAACAGAGAAGUACAGAUUUGUUGGAUAUUUUGUUCACACUCAAAACAUUUAACAAUAAUUAGGGGGUUGGGGGGUGUUAGCUGGGUAUUCAGCCGCUAACUGAGAUAUUCAGCCCCCAACCCAGGUAUUCAGCCGCUACCUUAGAUAUUCAGCCCCCAACCCAGGUAUUCAGCCGCUACCUUAGAUAUUCAGCCCCCAACCCAGAUAUUCAGUCACUAGUCUAGAUAUUCAACACCAACCCAGAUAUUUAGCCGCUAGCUUAGAUAUUCAGCCCCCACCCAGAUAUUCAGCCUCUAGCUUAGAUAUUUAACCCCCAACCCAUAUAUUCAGUCACUAGUCAAGAUAUUCAACACCAACCUUGAUAUUCAGCCGCUAGCUGAGAUAUUCAGCUCCAACCGAGAUAUUCAGCCCCCAACCAAGAUAUUCAGCCGCUACCUUAGAUAUUCAGCCCCCAACCCAGAUAUUCAGCCUCUAGCUUAGAUAUUCAACCCCCAACCCAGAUAUUCAGCCUCUAGCUUAGAUAUUCAGCCCCCAACAAAGAUAUUCAGCUGCUAGCUGCCUAUAGCUAAAUAUUCAGCCACCUGAUAGGGUAGGUAUUCAGCCAUAUUCAGCCAUAUUCAGCCACAAGACUUGAUAUUUAGCCCCUAGCCUAGAUAUUCAGCCCCUAGCCCAGAUAUUUAGCCCCUAGCCUAGAUAUUCAGCCCCUAGCCUAGAUAUUCAGCCCCUAGCCUAGAUAUUUAGCCCCUAGCCUAGAUAUUCAGCCCCUAGCCUAGAUAUUUAGCCCCUAGCCUAGAUAUUCAGCCCCUAGCCUAGAUAUUCAGCCCCUAGCCUAGAUAUUUAGCCCCUAGCCUAGAUAUUCAGCCCCUAGCCUAGAUAUUUAGCCCCUAGCCUAGAUAUUCAGCCCCUAGCCUAGAUAUUCAGCCCCUAGCCUAGAUAUUUAGCCCCUAGCCUAGAUAUUCAGCCCCUAGCCUAGAUAUUCAGCCCAUAGCCUAAAUAUUUAGCUAUACAGUAUCUUUCUUGUCAUUGAAGAUUUGUAUUGUAUGUAUGAUGCGAGUCUGCAAGAUUAUCUGUUACUAAAUCCAACAUGUAAUGGUCACAUUUAGUAUUGAACAGAUUACCAUAAACUAGUCAAACCUGCUCAAGAUACCACCUUUAUUUAGAGACCACUGUGUUAAUAUGUUAUAUUUUUACCAUUGUUGUCAUAGUGAAAUCUUUGUUAAAAGUCAUUUUCAAAAGAAAUUUUCGAUAAAAUUGCAUGUUGCCAAGCAUUUUACGGAAUUGUAGUUGCUGGAAGGUGAAAUUUGAAAGUUUGAAUUGUUUGAAAAUAGAAAUUAAAAAAAAAAAUGCAGGUGUCCAAAUCGGAACCAUUACAUUAGAAAGCUUACUCUUUAAAAAAGUUGCCAUACAGGAAUCAUUAAAACGACUCUAACAUGCAUUGAUCUGGACAAGUCGAUUGUGGUCUACAGAGGUGAAAAAGUGUCCGAUUCAUGGGCCCCAAAGAAUAUGAAAAAGUAUACAUCAGAAAAAAAUCUUUUAUGUUUGCUCUGUCUUUUAUAUAGAAGAGAGAAUGCUCCAAGUAAAAAACCCAGAGUGGAACUCUUCUUCACGAUUAUAACAGAGGUAGUGGUACCCUUCACCUUAAAAAAACACUUUUAAAUCUUUCCAUUGUUACCUACCGACUAUACACUAUAGUUGGCAGACAGCAUUUUAUCAAAAGAAAUGUUGUGACAAUUACCUGUUGAUUUUUUAUAUCCCCUAUAGUAAAGACUACUAUUUCACUGUUAUGGAGAUGUGAACUAUGACAAUGUAGUCAAUUUUACCUGCUUACCCAAGUAAUAUAUGCAAAUCAACUGACACUACAAUAUUAUUACAAUAAUAUUACUGACUUUAAAUGAGAUUACUGGUAUUCAUCCUGCAAUAAGCCCAUGGAGAAACACAUACUCUCAAACUCAAAGUAAAAGGAUGGGGUUACCGCAGGACAAACAAAAAAAUCUUUGAUUUGAAAUUCACAAGUUGUCCUAGGAAUAAUGGUGUUGAUAACUGAAUCUAGUUUUAAAUUUACAGGUUUAUAAAAAUUGAUGCAUUUGGUGGGUUUGCAUUUUAUUACCUGUACAUUGUUCAGUUAUCAGGUAAACCAGCUGAAAAUGAUAUCUUGGAUAGCUAUUACACACUAGGAAAUAUGGUUCCUUGCACAAUAAAACCAGUGCUUUGUA